UCUAUGCAUUUUACUGAUUUAGGUUAUGUUUGUGAAAAAGUAGAAAAUUUUUUUCUAUUUACUAAAGCUUAGUUUUACGUGCUAUGGUUCUCUGUAUAUUUUAAGUGCAAAUGAUAUAAAACGGAAUCUUUGGUCACUAUAAUUUUGCCGCUAAAACGAUUUUCAAAAUGCACUGUAGCAAAAUUGAAUCUGGGGUACAGCUUUUUUCAAGAGUAAAUCGAAAAUCAUUUUUAGAAGACAUCAAUUCAGAUCUUUUUCCAGAAGGAGGCCCGUGUCCUAAUCAGGUUAUUGAAAUUACCGGAGAUCCCAAAAUUGAUAAAAAUGAUUUGCUGAUUGAUUUCAUAGUAAAAUGCAUAUUACCAAAGAAGUACAACAAAGAAUGGAAGGAUUCAGCUGCUGUUUUAAUCAUUACUGAAUUUCAAAUAAGCAUAUUAAAAAUUAUAAAAGUAAUCGAAACCCUCCUUAAUAAAUACAAUGUAACCGAUUCCAAAAAAGUUGUUAUACAGAACGCAUUAAAAAAUUUAAUAAUCUUUAACUGCUACAGUUUGGAAGAACUGGAGGUAACUUUUUACUAUGUAGAAAAAAUUAUACAGUGUAAUGAAAAUGUUAACCUUGUAGUCAUUGAUAAUAUAGCAGCCCAUUUUUGGAUAUCUUCCUACAAUUUGUCUGAUACACCAACCUACUAUCACCAUUCAUUAAAAAUGUUUGAAAUAUUAUACAAUGUGAUUAAAAGCCUUCAAGUGUUACUAAUUUUUGUAAGACAUGAGAGGACAACAAAUAGAAAAAAGUUUAAUCAUAGAGUUGAUUUUAGAAUUGAAAUAGAAAGAGAGAACCAAAGUUAUAAAGCUGUCGUAACAAAUUAUGAUAAACAUACUGUUAUACAAGUCCCAUUCCAUUUAAAAACGAUCUUAGAAUUUUCACCCGCAAUCAACAAAUCGAGCAGCUAAAAUCAUCUAAAAAUGAG
Messenger RNA from Anoplophora glabripennis (Asian longhorned beetle), 964 nucleotides. RefSeq names its product DNA repair protein XRCC2 homolog. Bases 168 to 947 code for a protein of 259 amino acids. Gene Ontology annotation, cellular component: replication fork; centrosome; Rad51B-Rad51C-Rad51D-XRCC2 complex. The record is from RefSeq and is a predicted model, not a curated record. NCBI's taxonomy places the organism in Eukaryota, Metazoa, Arthropoda, Insecta, Coleoptera, Cerambycidae. Gene Ontology annotation, molecular function: ATP binding; ATP-dependent DNA damage sensor activity; four-way junction DNA binding. The transcript has 2 exons. Gene Ontology annotation, biological process: DNA strand invasion; double-strand break repair via homologous recombination.